AUGAAAUCGCACAAUUUUCGCUUGUAAAAUAAAUAAAAAAAUACCAAAAACAUGUUCGGCUGCAUUUAUCAGUUAUGGGACUGGUUGGAAGCACCCCCGUUAUUUACAGGGGCAACAAUGGACGCCAAAAAAUUGCAACAAUUGCAGCAGGCAAAUGCACAAAAGAAAAUACCGCUUGCAUAUCAAACAAAUAUUGCCGAUUACCGUACGGCAACACAUUCGCCAGUCUUCCAACAACAGCAUCAUUCACAAGGUGGUUAUCAUAUGAGUGGCACGGGCUAUCAGCAAAGUCCUACAGCUACUUCAUCGAGCGGUGGACCAUUGACGCCAAUCGAUAUGCAGCCGCAACCAAAUAAAUUGCUAAUGAAUAUGGAUUUACACACACUAUUGAGUCGAAUGUCCAGUGUUUUCCGUUUUGUACUAUCACAUUAA
Molecule: messenger RNA, 432 nt
Organism: Teleopsis dalmanni
Lineage: Eukaryota; Metazoa; Arthropoda; Insecta; Diptera; Diopsidae
Exons: 3
Coding region: 52-432 (126 amino acids)
Source: RefSeq, a predicted model, not a curated record